GGAAAGGGUGUUUGGUGUUGCUAAGCAAAGGCUGCGACUUGGACAGUGGGAGCUUGUGGUGACAUCUUGAUUAGGCCUUGGGGACAGAUGUAGAGCUGUCCGGGUGAAAUGCCGAGACAGGCCAGGGUGGGAAUGGAUAAUAGAGGGGAUGGAGGUAAAGAGGAGCCUUGGCAGCAGAUGCCUCAGCCCAGAACAGAGAUCUGAGGAGCCUCGGCUUCCUCCCCACAAUAGAGCUGUUGAUGGGAGCCUUUCUUUGCUCUGUACCCACUAUUCCUUGCUGGCCAGCUAGCAUCCUGGCACCCUGGAGCCCCUGGUCAGGAAAGGGAGAGCAGUUAGGAUGAGGUCCCUUGCAGAGAAGUGUGGAGGUUCUCCAGCCUCAUGGCUGUUCCCUAGAGGUAGCUACUCUUUGAGGGUCUCAGGGAGGGCAGCAGGAGCAGGUGGGCUAGACUCCUUCAGCAUGUGAAACACAUUUAGCUUGUGGGAUGUUGCCCUGGUCCCUGUCUCUCCCUCUUGCUUUUCUGCCCGGUACUCACCUCCUAGUUCCUCAUGAUAUGAAUCUCAUGAUUUGACUUUGCCCUCUAAGGGCUCAGGCAAUCUAUGAUGACUUUAACUAAGAAAAUUUCUAUGGGACCUGAGAGCAACCUUAAUUCUUGGCUUUGACAUUCUGGGAUUUCUUGGGAGUCCCAAGCAUUUGAAAUUCCCUCACUGGGGUUUCUGAGGCUGAGAGAGGAACUGCUGAACUUCCUAAAUCUGAUUCUAGUCCCCUUCUCCCUUUCGCUGGAAAUCACAAUCCUUGGGGCCCCAUAAAGAUUUUCCAACCCCUGAAACAAUUCAUUUUUAUGUAUUAGCCCAUAAAGGUAGACUUGAGCCUGUUUUCCCUCUUACCUUUAUCCUGGGGAGGGCAGCAGCAUCAAAGAGCCUCUUGAACUACUGGCAUGAUUCUGGAGGCACCUGCUCGCCCUUCUGUUCCCGGCCUUAAUAGCGAAGGCACAAAGGAGGUUUUCCCCUUAAUGUCUCUAACUACCCCUUUAAGGAUAUUUCCCCCCAUAUAUCAAGCCCCUGGCCCCAAGAGACAGCCUCAACCUAGUAGGCUGGGACCAGCAAUGGAUUUCCAGCAAGCUCCUUAUCCUUUUAGGGUCAAGGACUCAGUGCCAGAGCCCAAAGCUCUGUUCUUCCCCCAUUACUAACAUAAGUGUUUUAGGGCAAGUCAGCACUAAUGAUUGAAAAGGAAUGAGAAGAUACCCUUUCAGCCCUUCUAACCUUAGUUAACCCCACACGUAGUUGAAAGGACAUAUUUUAAAAGUGGGUCUGGGUCUACAAGUCUCAGUUCACAUUCUGAGAUGCUCACUUCAUGAUAUGUGUGUGGUUCUGAUUUGGGCAACUUUUGUAGAUAACCAUGGCUCAUCUAAAGAGCCCCAGCUGGGGGAACUCAGUUUUAAGCCAUAAGUCUUUUUCUAUAGGUAGUAAACAAAUUUCCUCAGACUUUGAUGGGAUAGAGUGCGGGAAAUGGGACUUUUAGGAGAGGAUAUGAAUGGGAAAUGGUCCCAAAGUCCUGAGUGGUUGUUUUCUUCCCACUGACCAAAGCUGGAGAGGGAUCCCUCAGGAGGGUGUGUUCCGGAUUUCUUGCCUCAGGCCCAAGACUCCAACCAUUUUAUAAUGGAAUCUUUAUUUUGUGAAAGUAAGUAUGUGCAUAGCUGGGAAAUUGGGUAAAGUACUAAUAGGUGGACUUUAGGGAUGAAUUUUAGGGUUUGUCUCUCUCUCUCUUUCUCUGUCUUCCAUAUUUAGGGCUGUCUGCACAUAUCCAUGCAUGUUCAUGUUAGCAGGUAAUGUAGAGGCUAUGAGUAUGUUUAACCCAGUAGGUAUGUUCUCUGUAUAUGUAUCUACAUAUGUGAUAUGUGUCUGUGUCUGUGUGUGUCUACAUGUUUUAUUUCACCUGUGUAUUUGUAUAGAAGAUUGUGGGGAGGAGGGAUUUUUUUUUUAAGACAUUGAUUUAUAUCUUCAGGUGUGAUAUCUGAUUUUUUAAGACAUAUAUGAAAUUCUCAAAAAGCAUUUUUACAAAGCCAUUUGUCAACAAGUUAAAAUGAAUAUAUUGAAAAUAAACUGAUGAUUUCACUUUCAAGGGAAUACCAAGUAGUAAAUAUCUGAUUGGAAUCAUAUCGGAUAGGAUGCUAGAAUAGUCAAAUUUUUGCUAAUUUUAGAAAGUCUAAUGGACCCAACUCUCCCCUCCUGAAACAGUGUGUUGCAGUUGGCUGUGUAGGUGGUGGUUAAGAACAUGGGCGCUUUUUGUGAUCAGAUCCCGGUGCCACCACUACCAGCUAUGUGACCUUGGACAAGUAACAUAGCCUCUUUUGUGCUUCAGUUUCCCCAUCUGCAAAAUUAGGGUAAUACUGGUACCUACUUCAUAAGGUUGUUGUAAAGAUUAAGUGACAUAAUUCAUUUAAGGUGUAUUGAACAAUGCCUGGUACAUAGUAAGCACUCAAUUAAUGUUAGCUGCCAUCGUUAUGAUUGCUAUUAUUAUCAUUAGAUUCAGGGACAAUUCCAGCUGCCCUUCCUGCAGAUCCCGUACCUGGUGUUGGGGGCUCCGGAGAGGAACAAUAGGGAAGAACGGCUGUCCUGAACCGCCUCCCUGCUGAGGCCCCCAUUUUCCUCUCUACCCCGGCCCGCCCAGCCCCAGCCCUGCUUCCUGUGGACGUCAGGCAGUGAUGCUCUUCCCCUCAGGCCUAGAUAAAGGUAGCGGGGACUCAUCUCUGGAGAAGGAGUUCCUUGGGGCCCCAGUGGGGCCCUCGGUGAGCACCCCCAACAGCCAGCACUCUUCUCCCAGCCGCUCACUCAGUGCCAACUCCAUCAAGGUGGAGAUGUACAGCGAUGAGGAGUCGAGCAGACUGCUGGGGCCAGAUGAGCGGCUCCUGGAAAAGGACGACAGUGUGAUCGUGGAAGACUCGUUGUCAGAGCCCCUGGGCUACUGUGAUGGAAGUGGGCCAGAGCCGCACUCCCCUGGCGGCAUCCGGCUGCCCAAUGGCAAGCUCAAAUGUGACGUCUGUGGCAUGGUCUGCAUUGGACCCAACGUGCUCAUGGUGCACAAACGCAGUCACACAGGUGAAAGGCCCUUCCACUGCAACCAGUGUGGCGCCUCCUUCACUCAGAAGGGGAACCUGCUGCGCCACAUCAAGCUGCACUCUGGGGAGAAGCCCUUCAAAUGUCCCUUCUGCAACUAUGCCUGCCGCCGGCGUGAUGCACUCACUGGCCACCUCCGAACACACUCGGUCUCCUCUCCCACGGUGGGCAAGCCCUACAAGUGUAACUACUGUGGCCGCAGCUACAAACAGCAGAGUACCCUGGAGGAGCACAAGGAGCGGUGCCACAACUACCUGCAGAGUCUCAGCACUGAAGCCCAAGCUCUGGCUGGCCAACCAGGUGAUGAGAUACGUGACCUGGAGAUGGUGCCAGACUCUGUGCUGCACUCAUCCUCUGAGAGGCCCACUUUCAUUGAUCGUCUGGCCAACAGCCUCACCAAACGCAAGCGUUCUACCCCCCAGAAGUUUGUAGGUGAAAGGCAGAUGCGCUUCAGCCUCUCGGACCUCCCCUAUGAUGUGAAUUCGGGUGGCUAUGAGAAGGAUGUGGAAUUGGUGGCACACCAUGGCCUAGAGCCUGGCUUUGGAGGUUCUCUGGCCUUUGUGGGGGCAGAGCAUCUGCGUCCCCUCCGCCUUCCACCUACCAACUGCAUCUCAGAACUCACGCCCGUCAUCAGCUCCGUCUACACCCAGAUGCAGCCCCUCCCUGGUCGGCUGGAGCUUCCAGGAUCCCGAGAAGCAGGUGAGGGACCCGAGGACCUGGCUGAUGGAGGUCCCCUCCUCUACCGGGCCCGAGGCCCCCUUACUGACCCUGGGGCAUCCCCAAGCAAUGGCUGCCAAGACUCCACAGAUACAGAGAGCAACCACGAAGAUCGGGUUGGGGGGGUGGUAUCCCUCCCUCAGGGUCCCCCACCCCAGCCACCUCCCACCAUUGUGGUGGGCCGGCCCAGUCCUGCCUACGCCAAAGAGGACCCCAAGCCACAGGAGGGGUUACUGCGGGGCACCCCAGGCCCCUCCAAGGAGGUGCUUCGGGUGGUGGGUGAGAGCGGUGAGCCCGUGAAGGCCUUCAAGUGUGAGCACUGCCGCAUUCUCUUCCUGGACCAUGUCAUGUUCACGAUCCACAUGGGCUGCCAUGGCUUCAGAGACCCUUUUGAGUGCAACAUCUGUGGUUACCACAGCCAGGACCGGUACGAGUUCUCUUCCCAUAUUGUCCGGGGGGAGCACAAGGUGGGCUAGGACCCACUGCCCUCCCCUCAGUUUACCACUCCACUGCCCCACCUACGGGAGUCUAGCCCUGUCCCCACCGCAUCCCAAGGAGUCUUGCUGUGUAGCCCCCACCACUGGCUACCUAACUUUACACUUGACCCCGAAUCCUCACCUGUUCUCCUCCCCUACGCUGACUGAUUCAAGCAUUGUGAUGAAACAGGUCUUUUCCUUAAUGUUUCUCCUUUUUCUGUUAACCUCUCAUCCCAGCAUACUCGCUGAGUUAUUUAUUAAUAUAAUUAGUUGAUUUUCCUUUUAACUUAUAUCAGUCACUUGCCACUCCCCAUCCUCCUGCCUACAGUCCCUUUCCACUCUAGGCCUAGUUUUUCUCUUUGUUCUGGCUUUCUCCAUAGCCCCGGGGGAGGGGGGAGCUCCUCUUAGUACUAAGAGACCUUGAGCUUCUUGCUUUAAGUCCUCGCCUUUUGCAUCACGUGUUUCUUCAGUUUUGAUGCUGGUAGCUCCCUCUGGCCCUACCUUAGCUCUGUGGCAUUAUACCUCCUCUCUGGGACCCUUCAGCCUGGUACUCCAUACCUCUUGUGCCCUCUCACAUUAGGCAGCUUGCACUUUUCUUGAACAAAUGAAGAAUUCCCUCAUUUGAAAGUAGGAGGGACUGAAGAAAUUCUCCCCAGUCACCAUGGGACUGAGGGUCCUCUUGAUGUCCCCCUAGUAACAUGAGUUCCCCAAAGCCCACAUUCAGGAUCUCCCUCUAGGAUGUGAUGUAUCUCUUCCCUCUUCUCGAAAAACCCCCAACACUGCUCUACUCGCUUCAACCUGCCAGUCUACUCAGUGGUAGCUUUUUUCUCCUUGGAGUGCCCCAAUUUUAUAUUCUCAGGGGCCCGGGCUUAGUCUGCAGUCCUCUGUCUCUAACACGUUGGGAGCCACAGGUGCCUAAUUGGGAACCGGGGCAUGGGAAGGGGGUGGUUCAAAAUUCUUCUUACUCUUCCACCUCUCAGACUUCUUCACUCUAGUGACCUUCCUAGGCUCUCAGGGACUCCUGCAGGCCCCGUCCUAUGAGAAACUAGUUUGUUGCUGCCUGAUGACAAGGGGCUAUCUCAACCCCUCAGUCAUACUGCCUUCUUCUCCCCCCUCAGCAGGAUUCACCUUCUUAGGGAGAAAAGAGUGUUUCUUUUCUCUCUUCUAAUUUUCAGUAUAACCAAAAAAGUAUCCCAGGAUGAGCAAGGGCAUGUGCCCCUCACCCCGUUCCACUCUUGUCCCAGCAAGAACGGGAUGGGCACAACUGAAAUGGGGCUCGUCUGUUACUGCCCCCUUCUACACUCAGCUCCCAGGCGUAGGGCAGGAGGGGGCCCGCUCCUCCUGGCUACUGCAGAGACCCCCCCGGCAUCUGGGUAACCUAGUUCGUGAGAAGGGGGCAGGAGGAGAUACAGCCCCACUGCAGGUAGAGGUCUCUCUCUGCCAGAGUUCCCUGCCCAAGGCCACAGCCAUCCCAUUCUCUGCUUCCUUGAGAUUCAAACCAAAGGCUGUUUUUCUAUAUUUAAAGAAAAAAAAGUAAAAACCAAACGUAACACCUCACAAGUUGUAACACUUGGUCCUUCCCUCUCCUUUCCUCUUCCCUCCCAUCUUCCUUUCCACGUGUCCUUUCCUUAUUGGCUCUUUUACCUCCUGCUUUUCUCACUCCCUAUCAGGGAUCAUUUAAGGGGAUGGUAAAGGAACAGACCCUGGGGUUGGGGCUCUUAAGGGCUCUAAGAAGAGUCUACCUUACUCUCUUAUGGGAAGGGAGACCCUAAAAAACCACCUCCUUCUCUUCCUCCUUCUUCUCCCCCAUUAUGUGGUCUCCCCAAGAGAACCAGAUUGUCAGGGAGGGGCAUUGCGGAUUGAUUUUUCCUCCUUGACAAUGUAGCAAUAAACAGAUGCUGCCAAAGGCAGAGGAUGGGGGAGUUAUCUGGGAGGAUAGUGGUCUCUAGAGAAGGGGAGAGUUUUCUCAACAGCAACCGGGGGAACUGGCUCCUUGUUUCAGGAUGGCAGCAGAGCUGAGAUUAAUAUCUGGGGUUCUCCUCAACUGUUAGAUCUACCACCUCUUCUGUGUCUGCUGUGUAUUUAGUAAUACCUCAUAAGGAGACUAGUCCCUUAUGGGGUAUCAGAGCCUUAGGGUGCCACCAUCCCCUCCCCCAGUCAGCUUUGGCACCUGUAACCUCCUGGAACAUGAAAGACUAUGCUCUGAGGCUGUACCCUGAGCCCAUGAGAGCAGAGACUGGAAGGCAAGACCAGGUGCUAAGGAGGGGAGAGAAGGGCACUCUGUCUCUCUCCAGACCAUCACUGCACUUUAACCAGGGUCUUAGGUACAAAAUCCUACUUCCUAGAGCCGUUCAGCUCUGGAAACUCAAACACACUCAUGCUCUGUCUCCCAACUCCUUUUGCAUAAAAAAAAAAGUAAAAAAAGAAAAAAAUACAUUGAAACCCACAUGGAGAAAAGAGGUGUUUUCCUUUUAUAUUGAUAUUCAAAAUUAACACCACACACAAAAAAUUUCUAAAUAGACACUUUUCCAGAUCUUUGUUUUUUCGUGUCAAUGUCCAAGCUGCAGGUGGGAUUUUGUAACACUUCUGGCAGCUUCUGUCCUUGUGUAAAUAAUAUAUAUAUUAUAUAUAUUUUUAAUCAGAAGUUAUGAAGAACAAAAAGAAAAAAAACAGAAGCAAGUGCAAUACCACCUCUCUUCUCUCUCUCUCCCAGGGUUUCAUUUGUAGCCUAUGCUUGGUGUCUCCUUGGACUUUACCCCUUCAUCUUCUUCUCUUCCUCUGAUUCCCCCUCCCCCACUUUUUUUUUUUUUUUAAGAGUUUUUCUCCUUUCUCAAGGGGAGUUAAACUAGCUUUUGAGACUUAUUGCAAAGCAUUUUGUAUAUGUAAUAUAUUGUAAGUAAAUAUUUGUGUAAUGGAGAUAUACUACUGUAAGUUUUGUACUGUACUGGCUGAAGGUCUGUUAUAAAUAAACAUGAGUAAUUUAACACCC
Molecule: messenger RNA, 7296 nt
Organism: Miniopterus natalensis
Lineage: Eukaryota; Metazoa; Chordata; Mammalia; Chiroptera; Miniopteridae
Gene: IKZF4
Product: IKAROS family zinc finger 4
Biological process (GO): regulation of transcription by RNA polymerase II
Molecular function (GO): RNA polymerase II cis-regulatory region sequence-specific DNA binding; DNA-binding transcription factor activity
Source: RefSeq, a predicted model, not a curated record